UCGAGCCUCUAGUGGAGGGAGGCCUGGGGACGGUGCACGCCAACACCCUAUCGGCGCCGGGACCGCGCAGGGCCCGCGCGGGGCGGCUCUAGGCAGAGGCCCGCCCCCGAGUGUCCCCUGGAGCCCGGCGCUCCGGCCCCUCCCCGGCCGGCCGAGCUGUGAGCCGGCGACCAUGCUGGGCAUCCCGCAGGCCCCGCUGCUGCGGCUGCAGCUAGCCCUGCUGGUGGCCGCGGGGGCCGGGGCGCGAGUGAGCGCACCGCGGAGCCUGGUGUGGGGCCCGGGGCUGCAGGCCGCCGUCGUCCUGCCCGUGCGCUACUUCCUGCAGGCGGUGGACUCGGACGGCCGGAACCUCACUAGCUCGCCGCCAGGUCAAACACAAUUCAAAGUUUUUGUAAAAUCCCUUUCACCGAAAGAGUCAGCCCGAAUUUAUGUCCCUAAACCUUUGGACAGAAAUGAUGGAACGUUUUUGGUGAGAUACAGGAUGCACGAGACUGUCCACGAAGGCCUCAAGGUGGAGGUUCUUUAUGGUGGUGAACACGUAGCUCAGUCUCCCUAUAUUUUGAAAGGACCCGUGUAUCACGAGUACUGUGACUGCCCAGAAGAGGAUCCUCAGGCCUGGCAGGAAACCCUGUCUUGUCCAGACACGGAACCACAGAUUGAGCAAGAUUUUACUGCUUUCCCCAGUAUCAAUCUCCAGCAGAUGCUGAAGGAAAUCCCCAAAAGAUUUGGGGACGAGCGGGGUGCUGUUGUUCAUUACACAAUUGUCAAUAACCACAUCCACCGGAGAUCCUUGGGGAAGUACACAGACUUCAAAAUGUUCUCUGAUGAAAUUUUGCUGUCUCUGGCAAGAAAGGUCACCCUCCCAGAUCUAGAAUUUUAUAUUAACCUUGGAGAUUGGCCCUUGGAGCAUCGGAAAGUCAAUGACACUCCUGGCCCUAUACCUAUCAUUUCCUGGUGUGGCUCCUUGGAUUCAAGAGACAUUAUCCUUCCAACAUACGAUGUCACCCAUUCCAUACUUGAAGCAAUGAGGGGUGUCACAAAUGAUCUCCUCUCUGUUCAGGGAAACACAGGGCCUUCCUGGAUCAAUAAAACAGAGAAAGCUUUCUUCCGAGGUAGAGAUAGCCGGGAGGAGAGGCUGCAGUUGGUACAGCUGUCCAAAGAAAAUCCACAGCUGCUAGAUGCAGGAAUUACAGGAUAUUUCUUUUUCCAAGAGAAAGAAAAAGAGCUUGGAAAAGCCAAGUUGAUGGGUUUCUUUGAUUUCUUUAAGUACAAGUACCAGGUGAAUGUGGACGGCACGGUGGCUGCUUACAGGUUUCCCUACCUCAUGCUGGGGGACAGCCUGGUUCUGAAGCAGGAGUCGCCGUAUUAUGAGCAUUUUUAUGUGGCGCUAAGGCCCUGGAAACACUACAUUCCCGUGAGAAGAAACCUCAGUGAUCUGCUAGAGAAAGUGAGGUGGGCCAAGGAAAACGAUGACGAAGCAAAGAAGAUUGCGAAAGAAGGGCAGUUAACUGCUAGGGACCUGCUCCAGCCGCCCCGACUUUUCUGUUACUAUUACCGAGUGCUGCAGAAAUAUGCUGAGCGCCAGACCAGCAAGCCCACGAUACGUGACGGGAUGGAGCUUGUUCCCCAGCCGGAGGAUGCCACUUCCUUUUGCCGGUGCCACAGGAAGACGCCUGGGAGGGAAGAGCUUUAAGGAGGCCCCGGCUUCACACUCUUUGUGUGCUGGCUGCAUCCUUAAGACUUGUGAAAGAUGCCAAGCCGUGAGGAAAGAGCGGAGCCAGGCCUGGUGGGUCAGGCUCACACUUCUAAUCCCAGCACUCCGGAGGCGGAAGCAAGAGGAUUUCUUACUGCAAAGCCUGCCUGCGAUAUAUGGUGAUUUCCUGGCCGGCCCAGACUUCCCAGUUGAAUCUUAUCAAAAAGCCAAAACAACCGGGAAGUGGUGGUGCACACCUUUAGUCCCAGCACUUGGAAAACAGAGGCAGGCAGAUCUCCGUGAGUUCAAGGCCAACCUGGUCUACAGAGUGAGUUCCAGAAUAGCCAGAAUUACACAGAGAAACCCUGUCUCAAAAACAAAACAAAACAAACAAACAAAAAGCCAAAGCAAAAAGAAACACAGAGAGACGCUAAGCAUGUAGUCCCACACCGUGAGGCUGAGGCAGGAAGAUCAUGAGUUCCAGUAUUACCAAAUGCCUCUGGAUCUUCAUUUUAUUUGGGGUGAAACUGCUCAUUUGAGCAUCACAAUAGAUAAAAGAACUUAUAAAUCACCUGGGAAUCUGUGGAUGUCACAUUUACUGGUUUGUUUCUAUCUUUUCUUCACUUAUUUUACAGUUAUGAAGGGAAAAGCAUUGGAGGAAGGUUUUAUUUUCUCCGCCCUGUGUAGUUUCUCCUUUUGCAAGCUGUUCUGAUGCUCUGUGAUUCCGGCCUCCUGUUGGAAGAGCUGAUGAAGCUAACUGAGGAACAAGCUAAGUAAGGAACAAGUCUCCUUGCUGUUAAGGGUAGCAUAGAGACGGUGGAGGAACACGCUGCGUCGUUUAAAUCUUUUCAACUAAGUUUUUGCCAGGGCCUAGGACAGAAUUAAGGGGAAAUGGUACCUUACACUGGUGAAUCAGUCUGUUUGGGUUGCACACCUGUUAAAGACAGCAUAGCUGUUAAUGUAGACGGUGGCAUUCUGUGGGUAUCUUGAUCAUUUAUGUACUAGGAAUAUAAGAAAUAACAGCUGUCAACGUGAGAUCUUUAAUUCCCUUUGUCCUUCCAAAAGAGUCCUCGAUAGCUGCUACACCAGCCUCAGGGGGCCUCAGCAUCCUGGGAUUCACUAAUAUGCCCAGGACAGAGGCAGGUACUGGUUCCUGGAUCUACAGAUGGACGGAAAGAGCCUCCUCUUUCAAUGGGUUGAACCGUUAAGAUAAAAACUUUGGCACUUGCCUCUGCCUUUUAGGACAGGGUCGAGAGCUAGGUCUCAUACCCUUAAAUUCCUGUCUAACUCCUCAGAGCACCAUCAAUCCAAGACACAGUUCAUGACAGAGUGCGCUCCAAAACCAGAGCUCCCCGAACCGGGGAACUCAUGUGGUCAUGUCUGUUCUCCCGAGGGCCGAAAGGAACACUGGAAUUUGUGUUUUUAAGUAGACCAUAGAAAUGAUCAGCAAGCCUAUCGCCGAUUUAAAGCCGACCUGUGUAGUAUGAACUAAAGGACAAGCUGGCCUGAGGCCACACCUGGUCCAUCUGAGUUUGCCUUCCGUUGUUUAUAUAGAGUAGAGCCUUAUGGGAAUGGGUUUUGGAAAGAAAGGCUGCCUUCCUCUUUGCUACCUCUGUAACCCCAGGUCCAGGAAGCAAAUGGCAGUUUGUCGUAGGUUAACCUUUUAGGUUGAUGUCGUAUGAUGAACAAUCCUAACAGUUAAAAGGAGUUGAGACAAACUGGGCAGUUUCUAUGGACUCCUCGGGGCCCCUGCGGUCCUCACUUUGGAGCAUUGAGUCUCUGACGUGAACCUGCAGGGGACAUUUCACAUCUAAACUGUAGCGCUAAAGUCUAUCACGAAAUUUAGGUAAUCCCCCAUCUCCCCAGCUUGACCACAGCCUUUGAAAUGAAUUUUAAAUGGCUUUUUUGUUUACUAGAUUGAAUAGAUCUUAGUGAAAGAAACUGGCUUAUUAAGCCCUGAUUCUUUCCUUCCCAGCUCAUCUGUUACCCAUAUGUCCAGAGCCACUUUCAAUCCUGAAAUUCUUAUUAAAAUAUAGUUCCGUGGGGCUGGAAAGAUGGCUCAGCAGUUAAGAGCACUGACUUUCUUCCAGAAGACCCAGGUUCAAUUCCCAGCACCCACAGGGUGACUCAUGACUGAUUGUAACUCCAGUUCCAAGGGAUCUGAUACCUUCAUGCCAAUGCACAUAAAAUAAAUAAGUUAAAUGAAUUUUUAAAAAGAUAUAGUUGUGUUCGUUUGAAUAAACUGUCACCAAUGCUUGUGGCUUCCAACACUCCACGUGGCCGUCACCCAUCAAUAGUGAAUGCAUUGCCUAGAGAGAUCCUAAUGCAUUGAGAACUGCGUAUACCAUCGGUGAGAACAAAGCAGUUUUAACUGCGCUGCAUGGAGAGUUCCCACGACGAGUUCCGGAAAGACCAAAGGUACAGGACAUAGUAUGUGAAAACAUUUUGCCAAAGACGAAAAGAAAAUGGUUGAGUUUGAAGGACAAACUGCCAGUGUUGAGGAAAGUUGUGGAGAGAAGGGAUUUUUUUUUUUUGCUUUAUACCUUUUUAUAAUAUUUAAAUUGCUUUUUAACCAUGGAUAUAAAUCAAGUUGUAAAACAAAAAUGUCAACAUGGUAAAAGAAUAAGUCCACAGAGGAUAUAAGAAAGAAAAGAAAAUGUUAUUAAUGUUUUCCACGAUGCCAUAUUAAAAACCUAUGUCUAGAA
Messenger RNA from Microtus ochrogaster (prairie vole), 4398 nucleotides. RefSeq names its product protein O-glucosyltransferase 3 (gene Poglut3). Gene Ontology annotation, cellular component: endomembrane system. Gene Ontology annotation, molecular function: glucosyltransferase activity; protein binding. Lineage: Eukaryota; Metazoa; Chordata; Mammalia; Rodentia; Cricetidae. The record is from RefSeq and is a predicted model, not a curated record.